CUCCCCUGCCGGGCGGCUGACCCGCGCUGCUCCUCCUCGUCCCCUGCACCCCUCGGGAAUGGAGCUUUUCUUGCUGAAGAAACCCAAGACAGCUGAAAACCAGAAGGCGUCUGAGGAGAAUGAGAUUACUCAGACGGGUGCAUGCAGCGCCAAGCCGGGCCUUCCCUGCCUGAACCUUGAAGCUGUUCUGUCUCUGAGCCCGGCCCUCAUCCACUCACCACAUUCACCACCAAACCUGCACGCACACACAGGGUCAUCUGAUUGUAACAUCAGUUGCAAGGGGAUGACAGAGCGCAUUCAUAGCAUCAACCUUCACAACUUCAGCAAUUCUGUGCUCGAGACCCUCAACGAGCAGCGCAACCGUGGCCACUUCUGUGACGUGACGGUCCGCAUCCACGGGAGCAUGCUACGCGCCCACCGUUGUGUGCUGGCGGCUGGCAGCCCCUUCUUCCAGGACAAGCUGCUGCUGGGCUACAGCGACAUCGAGAUCCCCUCAGUCGUGUCAGUCCAGUCUGUGCAAAAGCUCAUUGACUUCAUGUACAGCGGGGUGCUGCGGGUCUCACAGUCUGAGGCCCUCCAAAUCCUCACAGCUGCCAGCAUCCUGCAGAUCAAGACUGUGAUUGAUGAGUGCACAAGGAUUGUCUCACAAAACGUGGGAGAGGUCUACCCGGUGAUUCAGGAUUCUGGCCAGGAGACACCCAGGGGAACACCUGAAUCAGGCACCUCGGGGCAGAGCACUGACACAGAAUCUGGCUACCUGCAGAGCCAUUCGCAGCACAGCGUGGACAGGAUCUAUUCAGCCCUCUAUGCCUGUUCCAUGCAAAAUGGCAGCGGGGAGCGCUCCUUUUACAGUGGAGCUGUGGUCAGCCACCAUGAAACAGCCCUGGGGCUCCCCAGGGACCAUCACAUGGAAGACCCCAGCUGGAUUACCCGGAUCCACGAACGGUCACAACAGAUGGAGCGGUACCUCUCCACCACUCCAGAGACCACACACUGCCGCAAGCAACCACGCCCUGUCCGAAUUCAAACCCUGAUGGGCAACAUCCAUAUUAAGCAGGAGAUGGAGGAUGACUAUGACUACUAUGGCCAACAGAGGGUGCAGAUCCUUGAGCGCAAUGAGUCCGAGGAAUGCACUGAGGACACUGACCAAGCAGAAGGCACUGAGAGUGAGCCCAAAGGGGAGAGUUUUGACUCAGGAGUCAGUUCCUCCAUUGGCACUGAGCCGGAUUCUGUGGAGCAGCAGUUUAUGGCUGGUCUGGGCCGGGAUGGGCAGCAAGAACCUUCUCAAGCAGAUCAAAACGAUGUCCCCGCUGAUGGCACUCAGCCACAGCAGCAGCAGCAGCAUGUAGAUGCCAACGCUUCCUCGCCAGAGAGAAGCAAUGACGUUGAAAUGGACAGCAAAGUGCUCACAGUCAAUAACAGCACCGAAAAGGGGGCAUUGCAGCCUUCUGUCAACACAACUGUUGCCCAACCAUUGCCAACCACACAGAUCUACUUACGCCAGACAGAAACCCUCACCAGCAAUCUGAGGAUGCCACUGACUCUGACCAGCAACACUCAGGUCAUUGGCACAGCUGGCAACACCUACCUGCCUGCCCUUUUCACCACACAGUCUGCUGGCAGUGGCCCUAAGCCUUUUCUCUUCAGCCUGCCCCAGCCUUUAGCUGGCCAACAGACACAGUUUGUGACAGUGUCCCAGCCUGGCCUGUCAACCUUUACUGCCCAGCUGCCAGCCCCACAGCCCUUGGCCCCAUCUGCGGGCCACAGCACAGCAGGUGGGCAAGGCGAGAAAAAGCCUUACGAGUGCACUCUCUGUAACAAGACUUUCACCGCCAAACAGAACUACGUCAAGCACAUGUUUGUACACACAGGUGAGAAACCCCACCAAUGCAGCAUCUGUUGGCGCUCCUUCUCGUUAAAGGAUUACCUAAUCAAACACAUGGUGACGCACACUGGCGUGAGGGCCUACCAGUGCAGCAUCUGCAACAAGCGCUUCACCCAGAAGAGCUCCCUGAAUGUGCACAUGCGCCUCCACCGCGGGGAGAAGUCCUACGAGUGCUACAUCUGCAAGAAGAAGUUCUCCCACAAGACCCUGCUGGAGAGGCAUGUGGCUCUGCACAGUGCCACCAACGGCACACCUGGAGCCACCGGCACCGGCGCCAGGGCCGUCCCUGCCGGGGUGGUGGCCUGCACGGAGGGGACCACAUACGUCUGCUCUGUCUGUCCAGCUAAGUUUGACCAAAUCGAGCAUUUCAACGACCACAUGAGGAUGCAUGUGUCAGACGGAUAAGUAGAAUCUCUCUCUCUUUGUUAUGAACAAAAAAAAAAAAAAAAUAGAAACAACAAAAAAAGCUAUGGCACUAGAAUUUAAGAAAUGAUUUUUGUUUCGUUUUUACCUUUAUUUUCCUCCUUUUUUUGGGUUCGUUUCAUUUUGUUGUUUUUGUACUACAUGAAGAACUGUUUUUUGCCUGCUGGUACAUUACAUUUCCGGAGGCUGGGUGAAUAAGAAUUUUCCUAACCUCCCUCGGAUGGUGGCCUUAAGGCCAGGUAGUGCUUCAUGAGCUCCACUGGUUGGAUCUCUAGCUACUGGCCUCUAAAUACAACCCUUCUUUACUACAAAAAAACAAACAAACAAACAAACAAAAAAAACCACAAAAAAAAUCAAAAAAACAGACAGAAAAAAAUAAAAAAAAAUUCUCACUUGUGAAGAGCACUACAAAAAAAAAAAAGAAACAAAGCGAAAUAUAUUACAAAUCUACAAGGCCUACUGUCGUUAUAAGUACACCGCUCGCAGUGUUUCAAUGGACAUAAUUCACAAUGCUGACCGCUUUUGGACUUCACAGUAUCCAGUUAGAACUGUGGAAUAUUUUGCUUCUGGUUGAGCAGCAACCAGAGGAAACAAGGCCCUGCUGGUUUCCACCACGUGUCUGCUUUCUCACACACACGGCCAUCCACAAACACACGAAAGGGCUGAGGGAAGCGCGAGGCAGUGUGGCUUGGAUAGUGUGGAGUCCCUGCAGGGUGAGGAAAAAGAAUCAGAGGUUCCUCACCUGGAUUCUGCUCCAUCCCAUGCUCUCUGGUGCACCCUCCCCGCUGCUUUUCCCAUACCACCACCACCUUAAAGCAGAAACCAAGAAGAUUCAAACAACGAGCUACGGUGGCUUUUUUGUAAUUUAUUCAGUGUCUUCGCUGAGCCCAGGGCCUCAGCACAAUCAAGAGGGACUUUCACAGAAGGCAAAGAGAAACACAGAGGAAAAUCAAAGAUAUCAGAGGUUGCAACCUAUGGAUCUAGGUACAAGAGAAGGGUUAGUUCCCACAAUCUUUGCAAAAAAAAAAAAAGUUGCAUCAGGAUUUAUUCUUGUGGAAGAAAGAGGAAUAGAGGGUGGGUGGGGAGGGGAAUAACUAAAAAAAGAGUUCUUGGGACUUUUUUAAUUCAAAAUUUUAUAGAGGGGCAAAAGUGACGUUUACCAGAUAGAAUGCUGAUUUUUUUAAUAUAUUUACAACAGUAUUUGUGUAAAAAAAAACAAAAAAGUGAGAUUGUUAAAAGUAAUUUUUCUUUGUUUUCUUUUUUGUUUUGCGUACACUGCCACUAAUAUCUUCUCUUUUAUUAUAUAUAUGAAUAUAUAGAUAAAUAUAUAUUUUAUUUUAAAUUGAGACUGUUAAGGUUAGCUAACCUGCUUCCAGAUAGAGGGGGGGAGGGGAGAUGAUCUUGAUUUUUAUUUUAAAAAAGAGGAAGGAUGUUUCUUAAUUUUCUUUUCUAGUAUUAUUCUCUCUCUCUUUUCUAAUGGAAUCAAGAAUUACCUGGGUCGAUGAGGGGCUCUGUGAAGUCAUCUGUGAGAUUAUCUACUAGAGUUUGUGCAUCCUGCAGUAUCAUUUGAACUGCUACUUUGUUUUUGAAUUAUGUGGUUCUCUUUUUGGCUCUUACCAAGGUUCUGUUGUUUCCUUUUUUUCUUUCCACCUCAGAAUUUAUUUCUGCUGAAGGGUGGUUCCUUUUGAGAAAGAGAUUUUUCUAGCAAUGUUCCCUUGGUUUGGGGGAUUAUAGAGUCUGUAGUCUUUUCUUUCUUCUUAUUUUAAAGAGUAAUGAAAGUUUUGGAAGUGUGUAAUAACUAGGAUUUCCCUUCUUUUUGGUCACUGGACAAGAAUUAAUCUGCUGUAUUGUUCUCUCAUCCCUGCCUUGCUCGCUAGAGAGCUUCCAUAUUUGUGUGGGAAUCUGAUCCUGCCCCUGGUAAUUUGUGCUGAUGCCAAAAUAACUUAAAAUGUUACCAUUGCAAAUUAUCUUCCCUUCUUCAUUUGCAAAAACGUCAAACUGAAGGGCCACGUCCCACAUUCUCUGCAUAUGCAAAGCUGUGCAAGGAAUGUAGGAUCGGAGUGAAAGAUUGAUUCCUGAUCUGCAUAUAUAUGUUGGUGUUUUGUAUUUUGUUUUAUUGUGUUUGGGCUGGUGUUCUCCCUAGUCGUCUUCUGUGUAUCUGCGUGAGGAUUUUCCCCCCAAAGCCAACUCCCAAAGUACAGGGGUCCUUAGUUCAGCUGGAUCAGUGUCUGACUCUAUCUUUGUCUUGCUUGAAAUCCAUAGCUAGGAUUUGCACCAGCUGCACUCUGGACUUUAUAUUUUAGACAGAGAAGAAGCACCUAACAAAAAUAUGCAAAAAGAAGAAAAAAAAAAAAAAAAAAGAAAAUUUGCUAGUUUAGCUUUUACUUGUGUCUAUGUUUAAAUUAAGCUUUCUUAAGUUUACAAAACUUUGCUUGUGAACACUGAGCAUUUCACAUGAGACAUUUUUUUAUGCUGGACAACUUUCUAACUAUUGACUUGAUAGAUCUCCGCAUACAAUUUUGCGUGUUCUUUACACCUGCGGCUUCUGUAUCGGAUGUCUGUGAUUUAGCACGGGUAACCUCAUUGCUGUGUUCUACAGCUGUUCCAUUACUGAUUUGUUUUGGGGAAAAAAAACUGACAGGUGUUUCAGUCUCAGAAUCUUUCUGUACCCUGCAAGAUAUUGUUCAGCAGAUCCUAAACACUGAAGCCCUGAUUCUCAGCUGCAGUGGGCAGCAUAAAGAGACUUUCAGGCAAGUGCCAGGCCAAAUGAGCCUCUUAUAUGGUAACGUCUUUUUUGUUAUGAGUUUGUUUGGGUAGUUCAAGGGGGGUGGAAAAGGAGCACAAGUUAGUUAAUAAAUACAAUUCUCAUAACCACAUUGGUAAAAACAAUGCUGGCAGGUAAACCAAGAAGUGAAAAGACAAUGCCUAGGAGACAGAGAGGAGGAACUAAUAUCUGCCAUGUAAAGACACACUAUGUAUGUACAGAAAAAAAGGGUUCUAGAGAAAAGGGUGUGGAAGAAAAUGGGUGAGGUGAACCUAUACAAAAGGAUUGAAGGUCAUUCUCUGAAGAAAGGAGUUUUAGUAUUAAGAAGUUUGGUGUUCUCCCAUAUUAGGAAUUAAUGAAGAAUUUUACCCAUCUUAAAAAUCUGUAGCUGCUCAUUUGUCAUAUGAGGCCUGGGGAAAAGCUGUUUAAUUUACCAUUGUUAAAUCUGGUGAACUAUAGUCGAGAUGUAACGUAUUCUGGCAUAUGGUUCUGAUGCCAGAAGAGGUACGGCAGUACACAGGAAAUAAGAAUCAGGGUUUGCAUCCACCUAAAUCCAAAUACUAUGAUGUUUAGAGAGAAAAACCCUACCUAAAAUCUAAAUCCUGUCCUAUCUGUUUAACCUUACCUAAGUCAAAGCAGCAUCAUCUUUGAAAUACAAAUUUGUUAUGGGACCUAAUAAAUUUGAAGUGAAUUAAAGAUCACUUGUGAAUGAAGGGUGCCAAUUAAAAAAAAAAAUGAACUUCUUAAAGUAGUAGCACACUAGAUUGAAUUCUGAAUCACUUGUCGAACAGUUUAGACCAAGGUCUUCACAUAUGGCUGCCUGAAAUAUAAACUGAUUUUGUUGAACUUCUGGGCUCAAAAAUUAGGGGCUUGAUUUUGUAAAACAUGAAGCAACUUGCAGCAUGACUGUGAACGUAGCUGAAAGUGCUAAUCCGUUCACUUACUUAGGUGCCUUUCUGUGAACUUAAAAGCUCAAACAUAGACCCCUUUAUCUUUUAAAAUGUUAAAUUCUUUUAAAUAAUGCUUCCUUCCAUCUGUUGACAUAUUUGUUUAGUACUUGGAAACUACUACAAUAUUUGAAUAUUACAGGUAUCUUCAAGCUUCAUGUAUCGUUACAUUAUUCCUGUUAAAAAAUACCUGUGCUACGCUAGCAGGCCUGAUGAUUGACAAGCUGCUGUUGACAGUGUUUGAGUGCAUUCAUCUCAGUAUGCUUGAAAGGUUUCUUUCAAAACACCCAAUGAAAUGAUAUAGAGGAGAAAGAGCAGGCUGUAGUGACAGAGCAUGCAACAUCCUGCAUUCCUUGACCCUGAUUCUCACUUUCCCUAAAGCUGUCUCUCUGUAUGUUGCUUUGGCAAUGGAAAAGGGUAUUAGAAAGGACAUAAGCAUACAAAUCCAGGCUUCUCUGCAAGGCAAAAGUGCAAUAAAAGAAGCCUUAGAGUAAAUGAGAGGUAAGUGCCUUCUCUUACUGCUGCUGAGGCUGAUGAUGUCAAUUGAAAAUGUGGGAUUGACCAGAGCAGAUCUGCCCUGUGGUCCACCUUGCCCAGUAUUCUGUCUCUGACACGUGGCCAGUUGCAGAUGAUUUGGAUGAAGACGAAAUACCCAUGUUGGAUAAUUACAAAGUAAUAAGCCUAUGAGAGAAGAUUUAUUAUAAUCCUCAUUAGCUAUGUAUCUGCUUAUAACCUAAAGACAUAGUAAUUUAUGGCCUUAACAUUUUAUCCCAUAUAAAAAUUAUAUAUUGUGGCAGAUAAUUCUCAUUAUCCUUUAAAGAUCUAGCUUAUUAAUUGCUAGGUGGCCCCAGUGCUAUCCUGCAGAAGUGAGUUCCUCAGGUUAAUUACCACAUUGUAAUUAUUCCUUUUCAGGUUAAUUUUGUUGCUGUUCAUUGAAACACCCUUGCUCUUUUAUUAUGUGUAAUCAUAAAUCAGAGAACAAAACUUCUUUUACCCAUUCCACUAAAGUCUGCCUCUCUCUUGGAAGUCUGAAUCCACAAGAAAUGCAGGACCACAACUUCAGUGUCUGCCGGACAGUAAGGAGAGAACAGCUACCAAGUGUGUGCGGCUGCCUGUGUGGAGUGUGUGCGUUAGUGAGGUUCUCCUACAGGGAUCUCUUGCAGAGGACUGGCAAGUGUGACUCGUAAAUAAUAGGAACAUUCCAGCAGAGUACACCAGUUAAGAAGUUGUAAUAUGAUGUGAAAUAUCAUAUCUGGUCCCUCUUCUCACAAAACCCUAAUAAUAGUCUCUCAUAAGGGAAAUAGUUACAGAUAUUUUGCAGGAGCUGCUCUGGGGACACUUUCUCAGCAACUGUCAUGCGUCUGCUAGGCCCACUUCUGGCCCAUGCUCUCUGUUGUUUUCCAAACCAGCUCGAAUUCACAGUAAGCUAACAGAGAAGAGUGGCAUUUAAUUGACUUUCUAAAACAGUGGAAUUUCCCUUUGCUCUAAGAUUAAAGAGGCCAAGUGGUACCCAUUUUUCUUUCAACUUCUUUUUCAUCCAAAGUAGAGUAAUAACCCACAUACCAUCAGCCCCCUCACUUCUUACCAACCCCAAACUGAUUUCAGUUGAACUUCAGUUAUGCGAUUAAUGCUGGAUCAUUCACAUGAUGGAGGAACAAAUCUCUCACCUUUAGCGAGUAUUAUGCUAGCAUGUCCUGCCUCUCUUAGUAAUGAAAGCAAAUCCCACAGGGAGAAGGUACAAAACAUACUAUUUGCAGAAGUGUUGAGUCCAAUCCAAAAUCCGAGCCACCCAAACCAUUUAAAACAUAACCAGACCUUCAGUAGGCCUAGGACUGUAGACUGGUGACCCUUCUGACAGUCUUAUACUAAGAAAAUCCUCCAGCUUUCACUGCCGAAGAUGGCUUGCCACUCUAGAAGAAGUUUAACAUCAAAUUGGCACCUGGUGGCUGUUCUGUCAAGGACAACUAGACCUUGGUAAUCCAACCCUUUCAAUUCAGAAUCCAGCUGCUCUGAGCCAUUGAAAUAAACCUGACAGAAAUGAAUCAGCAGGUAGCCUCACUGAAGCAGCACCUGAUCAGCCUAAAGCAAAAUAGCUGCUUUUUACAUUCCUUGAUUUGUUUUUAUGCUGUGAAAAUUUGUGAAGGAGGUGUAAUGUGAUGACAACUUGGCUCUGAAAGGUUUUGAGCCUACUCUGCUCCCAGGAGGUUUGUCUCUCAGUAGGAUCUGGCCUCUAAGUGAUCACAGCUCUGCUGAAGAAAGGCUUAUGAGAUUAAAUCUGGAGUCUUGAGUUUGUAAAUGCAAUUAAAACAUUUCCCCGUGCUUGAGUGUCCCACUGACAGAAACGAAAAUCAGGUAGGAAGGCCUUGAAGAGGGGCAGAUACUGGAGAUACCAAGUCUCUGCAGCAUGUCCAGUAAGACAGCCAAGUGUAUGAGGUGGCCUAAGGCUAUAUUCAUGUCCAUCAGGGGUCUGUUCUGGCCAGGCCAAGUCAGUGUUCUUGCUGCUGUUAACCUUCUUAUUUGUCCUGCUAGAAGUAAAAAGCUCUCAGCUGACUUCCUUUAAAGCUGCUCAGUGAUCCAUUUCAUUUCAGCAGGAGCAAAGGAGUCCCCAGAUUUUGACAAAUGACUAAGCUCUGAAAUUUGGAGAGAAUUUUAGCUAUGUGUGUAUUCUUCAAACUAACUCAGACAAAACAAAAAGACAGGUUAUGUUUUCUUUAGUGUAGAACAGAGAGAUUUGGUCCUCAAGGGAACACUGACAAAGAGAUAACCUGUCUGAAAAAUGAGAAUGCUUUACUCUCCUAGACCUAUUGUUGUGAAGCACAAGGGGAAUCUUUGUUUCAUUUUUCUAAGAAAAUAUGUAAAUGAGAAACAAAAUGUGUUAGGUAAUAGUGUAUAUCCAUCUAAUUAUUCCCAGUGCUGAUAACUAAUCAACUAGAUUAGUGCCUCUAGGAGCAGAGAAAAUGUUACGCAUUCAGUGUUUCUAUUUCUGAUCCCCCUCUGCUAUAGAUCAGGAGUAACUAUCAGAAGUAACUAAGAUGAAAAUAGAUGACUUAGAGAAAUGCAAAGUCUUGGUGAACAACAUAAUUAUUUCCCUGCUUAUGUCUGCCAGUAUCUGGACAAAUAGCUACUCUGAACUAAUGUUUAUAAUUACUAGGCUACUGUUAGAUAAUUUUGGUUUAAAAAUUAUGGUUUUAGUGAAAAAAAUACAAAGCGAAAUAUUAAUUGUUACUUUUUCUUGAUAUAUUUAGCAACGGUGCUGGCUUGUUUUUGUAUUUUAGCCUCUGCAGUAGUGCGUGAUCCCCAGGCAUUAUGAGAGAGUCCAAGGAGAAGCAGAGUUGGCUGCAAUUAAAGUAAAAAAGUAAAUUGAGCCCCUAAUGUGCUUUAAAUCACUGUUCGCAUUGCAAUUGGUUACUCAACUAAAGAGUUUCUGGGUUUAUUUUCAAAUGCGAGUCAAAUUUAUUCCAAACAUAAUUCUAGCAAAGUCACAUCAGGAAAAGAAUCAGUAAUGCCAGUUUCCCCAGUAAUUGUUCAUUAAAAGUUUUUAAAAUAAUAAGAGGCCAAUUCAAGAUAACUGUACUACUUUAACAUGUUUCUUCAUGUUAUACAUGAUGGCAGUUUUCACUACCAUGACUAAGUCAACUUUACUAAUUUAAUUCCUUUCCCUGCAGUCAGUGAGCUGAGAUUUUUGUGCACAACCACACCUGGCCAGAGAAAACUCAUGAUGUUUGCCUUAGGAAAAGAAGUGUAGCAUUUAGGUAAGCAGACCAAGAACAUCUUCCAAACACUGUCUUAGGUGUAUUUUAACCUUCCAAUUUACACAUUUGUCCUCAACUGUUUUUCAAAAAGCAAAAAGUGGUAAGAUACUUCUUUGGGAAGCAAAUACAAUGCAGCCUUGAAUACACUACGGCCUCGCAUACAAUUGCUGCCUUAAAACAGAAAUGUAUCUGAGCAGUAUGGAGUGUACCGAUGUUUUGUAUCUGUAGCAUAGUUUCAUCUAAAACAUUCCCUUCAUACGAAAAGUCUUAUAUUGUGUUUUCCUGUUUGAGAGGGUAGGGAAGAGGUAAAGAGGUAUUAAUAAGGCAUAAUCAUCUCUUCAUAUUGGAUGAUGCUUCUCAACUGUUUCUUACCUUCAGUUACAGCUUCAGGCUGGACCCUCUUCUAAAGUGAUCUCCUUUUGAUUGGGGUGGUUGGCAUCAGCUCCCUGUAGAACACUGGAGGGUAAAUCCUCUUUGUAAACUAAGUGAAUAAUAUGGGGAUAAGGCUGUGUGAUGUGACUACUGACUCCAGCUUUGCCAAUACCAGUGGAAUUCCUGAGAGAGAAAUCCAGUUAAAAGCUGCUUCCCGGUGACAAACUCAAUUCUUAAUUUCUAUCAGCGUAACUCUAUUGGCACUUUUGGGAUGGCUGCAUGUCACUGGAGAUAAAUGCAGGCCCUUUGAUUGGUUUAGCUGUGAUUUCUUUCAAGAAAAAUGUACUCCAACAAUAUCCUUUUGCUGCAACAGUAUCAUUAUACAAACAAAAAGAACCGCCAAUAUCCCAUCAUGUGUGAGAACUUUUAUCCAGUUCAGCACAUAAGGACAUUCUUGUUUCUGUUCCUCAUGCAAAAUUUAUUAGCACUUGAGCUCUCUUUGUGCUGCGAAGUUUCAUGCACAGUCAUGCAGCCACACCCCAAGCAUCCUUUGUAAAUGCUUUGUGUCAGGUUGGGCUUAGGUAUUACAGUAGCCCAAAGGCUUUCAUAUAGUCUCCACUGGGACUUACCCUGCUGACAAAUCUGGUCAGUUUGGCAAAGCGUUUCUUGCUUUGGGUAUUUUCCAGUCAGAAUUGCAGGCUUCUACUGGGUGCACACUUCAUACAGUUGACUUGUUGGUGAUUUUUUUGCCAGCUUCACAGUCCUAUGACACUUGAGGAAAGUGCAGACCUUGGUUAGAUACUUACUGUUGUGUUCUGUCCGACUCUGCAGUGACCAGUUCCUACAAAAUGGACAGAAAUCUUUCUGAGAUCUAUGCAUUUAAUUAGGCAUCUUUUCUAUUUCACUUUUCUCCUUUUCUUUUUGCAACCUGGAUAUCGCCAUGUUCUUUAGUGAACCUAAUGAAGUCUCCUAAAGGAUCAACUGCCGUGUUGAAUAUGCACAGUUCGACUAGAAAGGACCAUCACAUUCAGGAAGCAGGAUUACAUUCACCCAACUGCCCUGACAUACAUCACAACUUUCUUCCUCUCACUUUUUCCAUGAAGUCCUUUGCUAUCAUUUGUCACACAGUCUGUUGGUACCAAUGGGGUCUUUGAAUAAAACUCAAUUAUAUGGCCUCUGUGUGUGUGUGCAUGCAAAUGUAUGUGUGAGUAUGCAUGUGUAUGUGUGCGUGCAUAGGUAGAUAGCAAGCUAUCUCUUUCUGGCUUUACAGACAGGUUGCUUAUAGAGUGUGUGGGCAUGCCUGGUUCAGGAAAGGGUUUAGAUGGAACAACUGUUACAACAUUAACUGGAGCAUUGGCAUGAGUCUAUAUUAAUAUGAUGAAAAAUAAAUACACUACUUUUGCAGUAUAUAUGCACACAUAUAUUAAUAAAACACGUUCUGUUGGCCAAAUGCUCUUAACUGAUAUUUGCCCAAAUAAGACGUUUGUCCUCAUUCAAAACUUGACAUCCAGAUUUGGUCCAGUGUAUUUUUGUGAGUACCCAUUCUGAAGGGAAGGCUGGAGUGUGCCUCUCAGAGCCCUGUGUGGUCUUUCACCCACAAAAUAAAUAAAACUGGCCAGCUCAGGAGCCUUCACCGGCAGAGAUGGGCAUCCAUGGGGAGUGACAGCUCCAGAACAACUGUUGAGCUCAGUCACUCAUUUCCAUUGAAUUUCAACAUGUUCACCUGACAAAGGAAUAAAAUCCAAGCAAAAUAAUCUAACUUGCCUGUUUGCUCCCCUUAAAAAGAACAGUAAAAAAUUACCAAGUCUUUAAACAGUUAGCAACACAGGGUGUUGAUAGGGUCUGAUAUACUCCAGGUCUGGAGUCUGUAGUAUCCAAAGCGCCGUAUCAAACAGCUCUUUCCCCACCUCACGUACUCUGAAACAUAUUUACAAGUCUGAAUAUAUUUACAAGUAAUGUGAGUAAUCCAUUCUAAAUGUGCAGUCACUAAUAAUUAACAAUUAACUUUCUCUCUCUUGGUCUUUGCCAAAAUCUUUUUGGGAUUAUGGUUAGUGUGUCUAGAAGACCAAUAGAUUGUCAGGAGAAGAAAUUGGUCAGGCAGAGUAUUCAGUACGUAAUCCAUGAGAACUGCAGGAUUUCUAGAACUCAUUUUUCACCUGUUUAGUUGGGGGGAUGAAUAAGUAUGUUUAGCUACAGCUGCCUAUUUUGGUAUUGAGAUGGCCCCAAAAGUAGCAUUUUAUUAUUUUAACUCUUUUGCCCAGCUGGGGGAUUGCCCUUGUCCAGGAAAGGAUAACUGGAGACUUGGGGUGGAUUUUUUUCUUUCAUUUUUCAUUCAUAAAAGUUGAGUAAAUGUUAUUCCUCUUCUUAGAUUGGUGGCAUUUCCCUUCCCCUUUUGAAUAAGAUGAUAAAUGCAACAAUUUUGGCUGGUUGAUUUUGGGGUUUAUUUUGGUUUGGGGUUUUCCUUUGGUUAAUGUACAUUGUCUCUCUAUAGUCAAAAUGUCUGUGACUGUAACAGUAUGUAUUUCUUUUACGGGAGAAAAUAGACUUUUUGGUUUUUGUUAACAGUACUAGUGACUUUGUGGAAAAUGACAAGUUGCUAUUUAGAUAUGCUUAGUUAAGUACAGUACACUACAAUACAGUAUUUCUGAAAGCUAGAACAUACAGUACACAAUAUAUAUAGCAAUUCUAUAUCAAUAUAUAUACAUAGUAUAAUCAUUUAACUUUUGCAUCUGCCUAUGAUCAUAGAAGAAUUAUUUUUCACAUGUAUCAUUCACAACCCAAUCAACUGCUGCAGCUAUUUGAAGCAUUUAACAAUCAUUAUUACAGCUCUAGUGUGCUUUUUCAUGUUAUUGGCUUCUUUGUUGUCUUUACAACUCUUUUUUCAGACUUUUAAAAAUCUCUAUGUAGCAAGAUGUAGGAAAGUAAAUUUUUUUAAGAAAAGGUAAAACAGUAUUAGGCUCUACAAAAAGUUAGAGAUUGUUCCCUGCUAGCCUUUCAUAUCAGAACAACAAUUAAUCAAGACAAUUAAGGUUAUCUAUUAGCUCUCUUCUAAGAUGUCCUUUUAUUUCAUUUGUAAAAAUGUAUGUCAGGCUUUCCUCUUCCAUUCCUAGCCUUGGAGAAAGAUGCCACAAGUGGUCUUUCACUCUUUGCAAGUCCUGUUUCUUUAAAGUUUUAAGAUUUCCUGAAAUGAUCCUCCACACUAACGUGGGGUAGAAGAAAUCUUAUUCUCCAUACAGUUAUGCUUAAUGUGGCCAGUGGAUUUUGCCAGGAAUUGGAUAAAAAAUACUUCCAUCCACCACUAUUAAUAUGUUCAAAUUGCAUCUUUACUUAUCCACUUGAUCCCCCCCCUUUUUUCAAAUGAAAAGAGCCUCUGCAAGUUUGAGUUUCAGUUCAAAAGUUUUCCAAGGGGAGUGCUGCCUUUAUCAUUACCAGUCCACAUUGCUGUUGGUUCUGAGAUUCGGGUCAGUGCCACUAGAUUUUAAUUGUCACCACAGAGCUGCUGAAAAAAUGUCACUGAGGAUAUGUCCAUAUGUAGAUCCAAGUAGCCCUGAGGAAGCUGACCAACACCCAGGCCGUGUGGCUUGGCGUGUCCUUUCUGUGUUCUCAUCUUGCAACAGAUGGCCCAGGCAGCAAGUCUCAAUCCAAACUUCGUAAGAGUGCAAACUUAACAAAAGCAUUGAUGUUUGCUUUUCUAAUUCAGGUACAUCUAGGCUGACCUUCAUUCCUUGUUGAUAAUAUAUCAUUCCUAAGUGAAACUGUGCAAAAUCAAGUGGAUGAGCUUUGUGGAGGAGGUAUUCAUUAUAUCUCAUUUCUUCUAACUGUGAAGACUGGAAGAAAUAAAGGAUGGUCACAUCAAUUACAAACUGUGUUUUCGCUGAGAAUGAGGAAAUCUGUGUCACUGCAAAUCAAUAAGCUUAAAAGUGACUUGGGAGUGGGAAGAGAGGGCAAGAAUUACCUAUGCCACAUCUUGGGAUAAUAAAAUGAGAACUUCAAGCAUGGGAAUCGUCAAGUGCUGGCAUUCCUUACAGACUGCUGUCAUCUGCCAUUUGCACUUACGUGGAGGCCACUACCACAUCCUUUUUCUUUCUACUUGCAGUUUAAGAGUUAUGGUCUUCCAGCAGUGACUUCUAAGUCUGGCUUUUCUUUUCUUCUGUGUAUACCUUUUUGUAAGGGAAGGAAGAGACUAUUCCCUCAGUAUGAAUUACACAGGUAACAAAAUUAAUUACCCUACUACAUAAAGGAUGGGCUUUGUCCCGUCAAGCCAAACAGGUGCCAUUUCCCAAAUUAAUUCCAGUUAGCUGCUGCAACAGAGCGCUGAUUCAGUGGUCCACAUUUUCUGACCAUGGUCUUUGCCUCUUCCUUUGACUGAAUGCUGAAUCAUACAUAUUUUCGUAGAGAGCGUUCUCGCUUCACUGAGAACGCCUGAUCAUUUAACGGGCUGCAUACCCAUUCCACGCUUCCCCUGCUAAUCCUUUGUAAGGUUCAGUAAUUCAUUUAGGAUAAUUACUAGUUUAAUGUGUUUCUUGAUUUGACUUCUUCGUUGCCUUUUAUUUUUUCCUAAUGCUUUUUUAAACACCUCAGUUCAUUUUGCAUCUUAUACAGUUUACAGUUUAUAUUUUUAGGCUAAGAAGUGGUUUUACAAGCAGGAUGGUACCAAACAGGUAGAUUAUCCACACUAGAGAUUGUACUUUUAGAAUGCAGUGUGUACAGGUACAAUUGCCUAAGGGAAAGUGAAACUAACAAAAUAAUCAGCUGGUGAACACUAUUUUAACAUAUCUUUUACAUAAAAGACAGUCAGUCAUUUGUGAAUCCAGAAAUCUUGCCUUUUUUCAAUAUGUAUCCUUUCUUUUUCAUUCUCUGAAGAAAUACUAAUCUUGAGGAUUGUGAUGUUCUAAGAAACUCAUUUCAUAUGUGUGUAUUUUCUGCUUUUCUAAGGAGAGAGAAAACUGAAGGUGGUACUGGCUUUAGAGUUGUAUAGAUUCUUGCAUUGGAGACUUUUCUGAACUGACAGAAAUGUCAAGGGGAGACUCUGUCCAAAUAUUAGCUUUAUUCUAGUAUAUUAUUUUUGUUAUUACUUUUGUUUCUCCAACUCUUCGUUGACCAAGUAGACUCCAGGGCUAAUGCAAGCUGUGAUCUUGUGUGUCUGUGGUCAACAGCUCCUUUUUGCACUUCUUUUCUGUGUUAUACAGCUUUUGAGGAACACAACAGUUGAAGUAGGUAACACUGUCACCACGAGAGGGAGAACCUUGUUCUCUGAGAAUGUUGCUCUAUGCUACUGUACAGGGACUGAAAGGGAUUUUAAAGCUUUUUGCUGCAAGGUUGAGUAAGAGGAGAGUCCCCCGCCUUGGGGGUGCUUGCACCAAAGACUGGGGGCCUCCCAGGAGAGAGAAACGCUUGAUCUCCGUACAAGGGACUUGCUCUUCACCUGUGCCACUUAGAGAAAAAGACUCAAUCUCCAGUGUCUGCUGCUGCUCUUUUUUAAAUGUAUGAAUAUGUUUUAAAAAUGUUAUAGUUCCUAUUUAUUGGUGGAAGAGGUGUCACUCUUUCAUUUAUUGGAGUCAGAACUACUCGUUCACAAGUAUUUUCAACAGGUUUCAUAGUCUUUUGAGGUGCCCCUUUUCCUUUGUCCUAAUGCCAGGUUGUAGCAUGAACUGCCAUGAAACUCAUAGGGAUCCUUUAAAUCUGGAAUUUAUUCCCAGUUUCGUAUGUGCCGAGCAUUCAGUCUCCUGGAUACUUGCUCCAAAGUUCAGAUUCAAAGAAAUUCUUACAAUGAAAUGAAGCAGAAAAUUGGUGUUUUCCCAUAAACUCCACCCAUAAUGAGCUUUUGUUGUCAAACACAAGAUAAAUAAGCUGCUCCGUUCAGGCAGGAUGUACUGUGUGACCUUUCUUGUCAGCAUCAGUGAGGUCUGUACUUAAUCCUCAAAACUGAUUGGACCAGCUCUCUGUGGGCCAAACUCUGCAGGCAGGAGCCACGUGCUCUUCUGUUGACUUCAGUGUGUUUUCUCUGGCAGAGAAGGAGUAUGUAGUCCUACAGAAAGCUAUGGUCCCACAAACAAGUUUCAUACACACACUUCAGGGUAUCACAGGACUGAUCCCCAUAAUUUAGCAUGUUUCUGCCCAAAGUUUCUGUUCUUCAUAAAAUUGUUUUAAGGUUUUAUUUCACUCCAGUAGGCAAAUUUUGCCUAUGGUAAUGGCUCUGUGAUUAAAUACUCCCUCCUUCUUGCUGGGAGGCUUGACUCAAAAGAACUAUACAGGGCAGGACAGCUGCUUCACUUUGAACAAGGCGUGGGGCUUUUUCUGUCCAGAGAGUCGUAAAUAGCCUAGAGUCUUUCAUUCUACAAGUAUGUAGCCUCUUUGGGUUUGAUUGGUAAGAGCGUGUUUGUCUGAAAUGAUUAAACAGUGAACCACAAGAGCGAGUGUAGAUACAUGAUACGCAGCAAUCGCUUUUCUCUAACUUACACCCUUGCUGUGUCACUUUUCUAUUGCCAGAACAAUGUAAAAGCAUUUGUGUAUUUGGAUAUUUGGACUUCAUUCUAGGUUUCUGACUGCUUUACCCAGAAGCGCUCUGGCUGUGCCUUUUCUGUAAUGGUGAUCACAUGUUCGUGUGGGUGAAAUAAAGUUCUUUCUUUGUAAUAUCUCAUUAUAUAACCCCAAAUUCAGACUACACAUCAAACUUUCCUGAGGACUUUUUUUUUUAAGAAGUGCUACUGCACUGGGUACUCAGAGUGGAUGGGAACCCACAUAGUCUAGGGUGAACUUAGAAUUUCAGCAAACAGGUAGAACACCCUCAAAGUACACAGUGAUCAACAGCAAGAAUAUUUGUUGCUGCUGAUUAUACUGGCUAUAUUUAUGUUUAUAGAUUUUACAGAAGACUUAGCAAGCUAUAUCCACUUUGUAUCUCGUGUGCUCUGGCUCUGCACCCAGAGAGACUGCAUUUAGGUUCUGGCCCCUUGUCAUGGCUAGUGAUUCCAUUAUGCUCUAUUUUUCAUGAUAGGCUCAUUGGUGAAGAUAAACAGCAGAAGUCCUUACGAACUGGCAUUUUUUUGUGUUGGCAGAUGUUAUUCAGGACCCUUGCACCCUUAUUUAGAUUCUCUUAGGUUUUUCCCUUAUUUCUGUGCAUGUGAAACACUGUUUGUUUUUUUCUGCACUAGGAUGAGGCAGAGUAUAUCUGUGUGCCUGGAGGUGAGGGCACAGUUCUGUCUUUGCAAGAGAAAGAGAAAGGAGGAACCUGCUUCUUGGUUAUCAUUUGGUUUAUUUGUUGGUAUUUGCUUCUGUUUACAUUCUGGGGUGGGUUGCCACCUUCAGCAAGGCACUGGGAGUGGGAGAAGAGGCUGAAGGUGUGAAGAAACAUGUGCCUGAGCCUAAGCAAAGCAGCAUUAAUAUUCCUCUAUAUACUGAGCAAUUACAGUGAGAUUAGUAUAGCAGCAGCAGUAUUACCCUAAUGUGUUCCUUUUUCCAUACAUUUCCCUUUCUUGCUUCUCCUUCCCUGUUGUGGCCUCUUACACUGUUUUGGUGGUUCCCUACACUCCUUUCUAGUAGUUAUGAGGCUUAGAUGGAGACUCUUGUGUCUCUCCAAACUGAAAUUAAUCUCCAAACCAGUGAGUACCCGCAAGUCUUUGUUGUGUUUUCCCAGGUGAUAUCUUAACGAGUGGCAAACCGUGGCAGAUGUUUUAUAUUGUUAAGAGAUAGACAGGCUAGAGGAGGUCUGGGCUGAUUGGGAUUCAGUAACCUGCUGCCUUUGUUAUUAGUGAGCUUUAUUUUGUUUUUCUUAUGUGUUUUCCUUUUGAGGUACUUAAGAGCUUGUAAGCCUGUCAUUAAAAUUCCUGCUUUUCCCAUCAUAGCCCUAGAAGGGCUGUGAAAAAAAAUCCUUUUUAUAUACUCAUGUAUUUGCAGGAUGGAGGAGGGAUUUGUCCAUGCACCUGCGCGUCUGUGUGAGAGGGAGAAAACUAAAGUUAGAGUCGAUUUGUCCAUUUGUUUUAGGGUGGCCAUAGAGAGCUACCGCUUUGAAGAGUUGAUUGCACUACAGAACCUUUGCUUGGGCACUGUUAAAAUAAGGACUGUAUAUUGGGAACAGGGAAGCUUCUUAAGAUUUUUAUCCACACUUACACAUGCCCUUUGCAAGGUGUGCCCUUGCAAAGGUCACAUCUGACAACUUUGUGUGAAACCACUACUGACCUUUUUGCUGUAUCCAUUUAGUUCUCUCUUAUUUCUGCAGCCCCCAAACAAUGGCUUGUCUCCAUUCAGUUUCUGUCAUUUAACUUCUUAUGUCUUCAAUGAAAGUCCUACCUGCUAAUGAGAUCUCUGCAUUGAGUGGGAGGAGAGAAAACGAGGCAUGUGAAAGUGUGGCUGGGAGACUGCAAAUCCCCCUUUGUUUUGGGGCAUUAGUAUGCAUUUACUGAGAGCUGAUUUCUUGGGGGCUAGGUGGGACGGGGAGGGAGUUUGUGCUUUUUUGGUCUGGAUAAGGCUUUUUAUUUUUGCACUAAGUAUGACUGCACUGCACUGCAUUGCACUACUGAAAUGUAUUUACAUGUGGUGGGAUUGGAAGGGGCCAAUUAAGCAGGAAGAGAGAAGAGAAAGGGACAGGCACAGAAAACAGGAUGUACCGUAAACCUAACCAGGCUGAAAGAACCGGGAUUACCUUUACUUUAAGCAACUAGUCAGACACUGAGAUAGCGGUAUUGGAUAGCUUCCAUUUAAAAAUAAAUAAAUAAAUAAAUAAAAGUAUAAGAAAAAUAAGCACUAUAAUAGAAACUAAAGAGUCAUCACAGGUGUCAGGGUGCUAGAGAUCUUUUUCCCCCUUUUCCUAGAGAGAGUUCUUUGGGGCUGUGAGAGAGUUUAGAGAACUGCUCAGCAUGAAAACCAACCUAAGGCUUCAACCUGAAGAUACCAAUUCCUAGUUCAGAUGUCAAAACUUGCAUUGUCAGAUAGGAUCUCUUCAGAGAGGUUCAGCUCUGAUUAGCAUGCCUUCAGUAUAACCCCAUCUCUCAGCUCAAAAAGUGAAGCCACGAAGCCGGCUUACCAAAGGGGAAGGUCACUCAAAAAAAGCACUUAUUUCUGAGGCUGUUAUGGGAACAGUGCAAUAAACAGUCAUCCUGAACACUCAAUUAAAUAAAGAUGUUCCAGUCAAGCCUUUGGGGCAGAGGGAGCAGGAGGGACAUGUAGACAAGAAAGGGUGACAUGGAAUUCAGUACAGUAAGGAAUAUUUCUACUUACGCAAAGAAGCUGUCUAGCAUUUUAAGAUCUUCAAUCCGAUUUCUCUCCUCAGAUAGUCAAGCACUAUGAACGCUUUUGGAUGGAAACAAAUGGAAUCCUAAAUUGGAAACUAUUUUUCCAGUCAAGCUGUAUGUUGGUCUAUGCCUUGGUCAUUAACCUUGUAACAAGCAUAAUAUGAGAAAAAAUAAAACAGUAGUAAUGUGCAGCAAGAUCCACCUCUGCUGUAGCUCUUGGUGGUCUAUAAACUCUCAAAAGUUUCUGUCAAAUCUCUUCAGUAAGACUGUAAUUACAACUUCAGCCAGAAGGUAAAGCAGGAUCAUGAAAAAUGCUUUGUAUGACAACUGGGAGAAGAAUGUAAAACAUGAGUGCGUCUGCUUUGCUCCCAUAAUGUAGGGACCGCCAGUCUAAUGUACAUAGAGGUUUCAUGGAAAAAAAGGGGCGGUAGUCACCCAGUUGCUAAGGAAAGUCUAGAGUAGUUGGAUGGUCAACAAUUUACUCAUGCCCUGAAUUUCUUCUUAGACUUGAAGUUAAGACAUUUUGGUUUCGUUACUACCAAGGAAUGGGUUGUACAGACCUUACACAGAGCUGCACAAUGCAAAGCGGAUUGCUGUUAGUCAGUCUGUUUUGCUGCCUCAGUUGAGAGAAGUACCAAAAACUAGAGGACGAGUAAUAUACAAGAGGCAGGUCCUGGGUGGGAAGGAGAGAGUCUGUCUGGAACCAGAAGAGACUUUGGAGGGAAGAAUGUUUUUUUCUGGCAAGCUCUGAGAUUUCCACUCUUGGAUUUCAUCCAUCCUGGCUUGAAAGGACUGGAAGAGAAGAACUGGAGUUAUCCCCUGAUGUAAGUUUAGAUGAACUACUGAAUGACUCUUCCCUUCAAAGCAGGCAGGACAGUAGAACAUGCAGUGUCUUUCUGAGCCAUCUGCAGGAAUCCUGUAAGACGAAAGCCACUGGAAGGUCAUCUUCCAGUAAUGAGGCAGUGGAUGCCCGACAAAAGCACAGUUCAUUUGAGAGCCAGCAUAAUACAGUGGCAGGAAAGCCCCUUGAAUUUGUAAAAUGGCAUUUACUUCUGUGAGAGUAAUGACAGCUACAGAGUCACGAUAUGGGAGGAAAUGAAGUCUGUCUGCUGAAGUUAAUUCAGGUUAUGAGCCCAUACUCCCCUUUUUUGUCUAGGUGAGUUUUUGUUUUGUUUUCUUGUUUAAGGCAGCUGCAUAUAUUGCUACUGUCAGAGUGGAUUUGCAUUGUCAAAGAGGAGUAGUGGACUGCUCCAGAAAAAAGUGAAGCUGAGGGUUUAGUGAGCCUGCUGUGUCCAGAGUGCCUUUCCUGCUGUGGUAAAAUAAAGAACUGUAGUUUGAGCUGUUCUGGCUGACUGAUUGCUGCAUAUUCCUCCCUUGUGGUGUGACCUGAUGGCAACCAUGUUUGGACGAAGAGAGGAACACUGCAUGCUUGCAAUGCUGUGAUACGAUGCCAUUUGCACUAGUUUUUAAAAAGUACUGCAAACUGAAGUAGUGGGUUUGAAUUCAGCCUCUUUAAACCUGAUUCCAGCUGACUUAGUUUCAACAAAACCAGUCUAGUCCAUGUAAACAGGAACAAAACCAGUUUUUAAAAGCCACAUUCCACGCUAUGUUCCCACUUAUUUACAGUGCUCAACCAGAUCACAUCCCAGACAUAAAUGUGAUUGUAUAAUUUUAAUGGCUUUUAAACAAGUUAUUCCUUUUUACAUGGUCAGUUUGAAACCAGUUUAACUGGAACUGCAUUUAAAUAUAGCACAAACUCAUCUUUUUUCAGCAUGGUACUAAAGCCCCAUGUAGACAGUGCUUGACUGAGAAACCAAGGAUAACUUGAGAUUUAUUUUAAGAAGCCAAAACAUAUGUUGCUGACUAGAGAUGCCGCAUAACUUAAUGCCCUAUUUUUUCUUGAAAUGGAGAAACACUAAGUUCUAUAAUUCUCCUCCAUUUGUCACCCUGCUUCAUUGUUGCACCUUUUCUCUUAAAUGAAAAUCACUUUGGCCAGUGAGCUAGAUCCAAAACAGAACUUCCCUGUACCAUUUGGUCAUCUGGUUUCUGUAUGUUCCUUUCCUUGACAUUGACAAGCACUACUGAGGAUCAGCUUGAGUUUUUGCUGGCACUAUGUGGCAUAGAUAUGGUUCAAUAAGACACUAGUGAUAUUUUCAACAUUAUGGUAAUUUUAGAGCUUACUCUUGAGGAAAAUGUUACAUUUCAGAAGUUCCACAGUAAAAAUCAAAAUGCCAGGAAUCACGAUGGAGCUUCAGUCCCAUUGCUGUAGCCAAGUUUGUAGGGCACGCACUUCUGGUGGCUGGUGAUGCUGACAUUUACGAAGGCAAUUCAAAAGCAGCAGAGAGCGUGUGCUUUCUCAUUUUUGCUGAACUAAGAUAAUUUAUACUAACAGCAUGAUCCCAGAGUAUCCUGUCAGUGUCUGUCACUUUUUCACUAGUGGAGGAGGCUAAGCAAUCUAUCACAUCACCUUAAACAGUCUGAAUUUGCUUCAAGAUUGCUCCCAAAUGGCCUGCCAGCAAGGUGCCCUCCCUCAUUGAUUUGUCACAUUGGCCAAGGUGACCAAGAGAUAGCCUUGGCCCCAGCUAGGAGCCUUGUACUUUCCCUUUCCUUUUGGUUUUGCAUCGCAUCAGGAGUGCAAUUAGUGGUGAAUAGAUGGCAGGUCAGCUGUUGCUCCAGAUGGUAAGAAUGGCAAAGCCACAUGGCAACUGAGCUACUGUUGUCCUCAAAGACACCAGUGAAGGCAAAAGAGCUGGUGUUGUAAACCAGCAGCUUCUGCUGCUUGCCCCUCCAAAACUUGUUUUGGUCAACUGUGCUGUUGCCCUCAAAUAUGCUUUGUGUGUGAAAACCUGAAUGCGGUUGUUCUCUUGUCUGUCUGUUUUUCUUCUGCAUCACGGAUGUGGCACCAACAUACUCUCACAACAAGCUUCAGUUUUGUUUUGCUGUUGUUAUUAACAUGUAAUUCUACUGUAGACCAAAAAAACAUGAAAAGGAAAAAAGAUCAGUUUCAAGACAUAAAAGACCAGUGAGUGAAAGGUGAAAAAAUUAGGAAGUGAAGGUGUGAGAGAAGCAGUGGUUAACUGUGUUGAGUUAGAAAUCUCAGAAUAGCCUUACCUAUUUCUUAACCAAUGCUUACCAGUCAUCCGGUAGUGGGGUUAGAUAGCUUUCUUGGCUCAUUCGUACUUGUAUCCUAAUAUAUAUAUAUAUAUAUAUAUAUACAUAUAGAUGUGUAUAUAUAUGCACAAACAUAUAUAUAUAUAUAUAUAUAUAUAUAUAUAUAUAUAUAUAUAUAUAAAGUUUUUAUUUCUUUGGUAUUGCUGUUGCACAUCAUGUUGUCUUUUAUAAUGACUGAUUUUUAUUGUGUUGUACUUUAUCAGUCUGGUUUGGUUUUGUUUUCCUUUCGAAGGAUGGGAAAAGUAAUGUUUCCUUUUUGUUUUGAAUUUUUGAGAAAAAAAUGCACUGGAAGUAAACACAAACACAUUUUGCCAUUUGAAAAAAAGGAAAACACACAGCCACACAGUGAAAAAGGCCAAGAAAAAGCUCCUCUCUUCCUUAUUAUGGAAGCAUCCUCUAAAAGAUAUGCUAGAAAGAAAACAAUCAGUCUCAAUCAAGAGAGAAGCCUCUUUGAUCCUAGCUCUGCAGUCUGGAGUAUUUUAGCACAUUGUUUUGCAGGGUUGGGCUCCUAAAUGGCCAACAGUCAUAAAAUCCAGAACCAUAUGGGGCAGAUUCAUCCCUGGUGCAAGCAGGUGUAAUUGCGAUGAAGUCAAAGAAGGUACACAAAGGAUGGAUUUGGCCACGUGCGUGCAAGAUACAGCUGCCUUACUCAUAGUACUCGAGUCCCCACUGCUAGAUUUUGUUGCCGUCAAAAUAGUUGGUCUUUUGGCUGUGUUAAUCGCAUAAUACCCCUUGAACAUCGUUCAAGGUAGGCAAAACACUUUCCCGCUGAAUAAAUGAGUUCUGGAUGCACCUUGGUGUGACACUUUUUGCCUACCAGCUUUCAGCUGUUACCCACUCCCAGCUGGGAGCUGAUAAUGAUCUAACUCUGGCUGAAGAACUUGCCUUUGCCAGAAAAACGGACUUGACUAUUAAGAAACUUUCUCGUAUUUAAUUACUAUGAUCCAGAAAUGGCCCUUGCACUUUUAAGGCAUAUGGAAACAUCCUCUCUGUCUUUCAAAAUGGCAGCAGUUCUUUUGCGAGUAAAACGCCACAUGCACCCAACAUGCGGUCCCUGGGCUCAUCGCCCCAAAUUCUUAGCAGAUCUUUCUGUGCCCGGCAGUGUCCUGUCUCCAUAGUGCCUGGUCACUUGUGUACAGCGGGACAGAGACCCGUCUUGAAAUAAAUGCAAAGAGCGUAUACAUUUUAAAAGGCAGAUGAUUUUCCUGUUACGCCAGCAUCUUUGAAUCCCCCUGUCAGCUGAUGGGUUUUCGUAGCCUGACAGCUUUCAAUCAGUUGUUGAACCAUUGGCUUUCUCUGUUUUGUUUUGGUUUUUUCUGUUUUGUUUUCCUAAGGAGGGAAUGUGGGGUGGGGAGAUUAAUGAGUUGUUGUUUGUAACUUCACAGUCCUGGUAGUUGGUUUGUAUCUUCCAUAUUUUAUGCAAAAACAGACAUUAUAAGUCAAUAAAUAAUUGUGCCCUAGGUCGAAAGUUAAGUGUUCAGGAAAGGAAAAAAAAAAGGUUGGCAUUUUUCUACAUUUUUGUGAAAACUCUUUUGGAAAGGAAGGGUACAUAUUUUUGUUGUGUAGUAUUUUCUAUUUUUGAAUGCAUUUUCUUGGUACAAGACUGUUUUGUGGAAUUUUUUUUUUCUUUUUGGUGAACACAUUAUUUAAAAAAAAAAAAAAAAAAAAGAAAAGAAAGAAAAAAACUAAUUGAAAAGUUUGCCCUUAAGGAUAUGCUGCAGCUUUGAGGUUAAAAAAAAAAAAAAAAAAAAAAAAAAUCAAGGCGCGUGUUAAAAGUUGGGGGAUUGUAUUGUUGGGAGUUUUUUUGUAAUUGUUACAAGAAGAAGUUUGUAGCCACUGCUGUUUAUUUUGUUUCAGAUGAGUAAGUAAAGGGAUUGUUCUUGUGUUAUUCUUUUUUUUUUUAGAAGAAAAAAGUUAUUUAUGAAAUGUCACAAACACUGGACUGUGAGUUUGUGUGGAAGCAUUUUACCACCCUGUGUCUUCAUAGGGCUGUUGGUGAUCCUACUUCUCAUUACUCUGCCUUAUGAUUUCCUGAGCAAAUUGGGGGAGAGGCGGGGAAUGCAGGCAGAGAGAGAAACUAAAUGCAUUUUUGAGGCAGAGACUCGGGGGAAAAAUGCAAAACAGUGUUUUUGAAUCCCAAAGCCAGGCCAUCAGCUCUGCUUCUCCUCCCAUCCACCACAGGAACGAGAAAGGCUCCCAGUCACCCGUGGUACCAAGACAUGGCGAUGCGCGAGGGGUUAAGUGACUGAGAGCCGCGGUGCUCAUGCUGGCCUCUGUAAAUGACAUCUCAGUUUCUCAGUCAACAGCUCCCCUUGUUUGCCCGUCAUCCGGUGGCUUUUGUGACCAAUUCACCAACCCAGGUGAAACCACGAGGAUGGUUUGUGUUUUCAGUUGCCAAUCAAGCCUUUUUGGCACCUCAACAGUGGGAGUGACUGGCAGGGAACACUACUCAGUUUAAUCACUGGUUCUGGAUUUGAGGAGAAGUAGAGACUGAGUGCGACCAAAGAGGUGUGCCAUGUUCUCGAUUUUUGAAGAACGGGCUUAAAAAGACUAAAGCAGUGCUCCAGGCACUCAUGGGACCAGAGAAAAGGGAAGGAGGAAGACACCAACAGCCAUAACAAAAACUGGAGAUAUGUAACUGGGCUACGUUUGAGACCAACCAGACUCUUUUCCUUCCUGGAUGAUAAUGCAGCCAAAUCUUGAGACUGUCAAGUGGACAGAAAGCUGAAUGUGGCCUUCAUUUCUCCUGCCUUUCCUUUUUAUUCUCCCUCUUCCUUUGCCCUGAGAUUUCUUCUCAGUGAGCACCGCUCCACUGAGCACUUUUUGCCCUCCACCUAAAAUGCCCUUGCUUUCAAAAUGUGGGUUCAGUCAGGACUGAGUAAAAUCAUGUGCCUUCUUUUUCCCCUUUUGUAAUUAUACCAACCUCCUCCCUUUCCCCGACUUACACAUGUGAAGGACACAGGAGGAGGCUCUUCAGAAGUGCUACUUGUCUAUAGGUGUCCAGCAAAACAGUAAGGUGGUGGUGAAGGGGAAGGAGAGUGGAGAGAUGCUAUUAACUCCUUUCCCUUUCCACACGUAGCAGGUCUUCCCAAGGAGACACCCUCCACCACCACCUCCUCAGAUGUUCCUCUCUCCUACAGAGCAGUUGUAGUGGGCAUGGGGUGGCUCUUCUCUCCCGUUUCUGUCCCAGCUGAGUGAUGCACUCACUCGAUUUUCAAUUCAUGCCAUUUGCAAGCAGUUACAUUGACAAGACAAAUGCAGUUUGUGGCCUUAUCAAGAUGACUUUUAAACCACUAAAAGAAAAAAAGGCAACUCAUUUCCUGCCCAAGGUUUGUGUCACUUCUAAAAACCCAGUCCAUAGCAGUUCAGGCACCUUUAAUUUUAAUCUCAGUGCAUUUUAACUAUGGUGGCUAAACAGACCAGCCUAGAGCUUAAUUGCUAGACCCUCUGAUCUCAUGCUUUCUUUGCUAUAACCCCUAUCGUCUGCUUGCUUUUUCUACUUUCUGCUAUAUUCUCUGCUUUACGAGGCAGCCCUGCCCUUUGGUGAUGGAUGAGAGGAGCCAGUGAGAUCCUGGCUCAAGGAAGGCAGUUAAAGUAUCCUUUUCAGUGUUUUAGCAGGAGAAGGAUAUACCAGCUGCCGUGCAUGUUAUGAUGGGCUGGCUGCAGUAUUUUUAGGGCCAAUGAACCCCACCCAGUUACCGGAACAUGGCUUGUUCCCAGGUCAAAAACCCUGGCGAAAAAAGAGCACACUGGCAUAACAAAAAAGCAGCGUGCAAUCCACAGCUGCUUGUGGGCAAAGACAGGGACCCAACCGCUGCCCGGCUUCUCUGCAGAUUUGCCAGGUGCACAGUGAGUGUCCCCAGCUCCAUGGAGGAGCCAGCUGCACUGUAGGGGCUUCUCUGAUUUUAAGAAUCAACUCAAAGCAGCCCCUGACUAGUGUCUGUCUGGCAGGCAGGCACGAGAGUGGGUGCCCACCCAUGCUGUUCCUCCACACAGCAUGGAGAUCCGCAUGGGCUUUCCAGGAACUUACCCUUUCUGAAAUCCACCUCUGAAACCUGUAGCACCUGAGUGAUGGAAAAGUCCCUUGAGCACUUCCAUGAAUGGUCCAGUAAAUGAAAAUGUUGUGGAGGAGGGCCUGGAAAUUUAUUCUUUAGGCUGGGCUCUGGAGACAGGGAGGAGCAGCAGAGGAACACUGUAAGCAUUUCCCCCUCCCAGUUAACAAUCUGCAUGUGUGCAUGUAUAUACAAGAGAAGGGGUGUAUUCCUACCUAUCUUUGGUGCUGAUGGACUUAAGACAUUUGUCCAAGGCCUACUUUUGACACACUUAGAGAACAUAAGAAGAAAACUCUAUCACAUGCAAUAUUUCCCCCAAAAAAAGGAGUGAGGGGGAGGAGAGCAGUGUAGGCAGUGAGGAUUGUUAGGGUUGGAUUAUUUUGCAUCUUUCGUAAAACUGUAAUUUCAGCAGUGCCUUAUUCCUAAUAGAUGCUGGCACUUGGGACACACACACACACUAUGAAAGACAGAACUAGGGAGAGUCAGGUGUACAGCCAUAAGACAGAAGUCAUUAAUCAUCGUAGAGGAGGCUGUACUGGGAAUGACACGGCUAUGUCGGAAUUGAAAACAGUUCUAAUAUUCAACCUCUAAAGCAAUUUCCAUUCCACCACCUCCUGCCUUCCCUCCUUGCCAAUGGUGCUGCCCAAGAAUAGCUGCCUACACCAAGGCCUGUCACUGCCCCGUUUGCUUUUGGCGUUGUCAAGUCCAAGGAGUUCAGCAUAGUCAAGCUUUCCACUGCUAUCGUGUUUUCCAUGGGGUAUGUGAAUGCCAGUUAUUUUGCUUUAAAUGCACUUUAAAAAAAAAAAAAAAAUCAAAGCUCCAGACUGUUUCAAAUACAUAGGGGAAGAUAGUGCAUAUGUGUUUGAACCCAGUUCACUUUAUCUCCAGUUAAAAUGUACUCCAUGCGGUGUGUAUGUAUAGAACAAUGUGUAUGCAUACAAACACACAUGUCAACCUUAAAUAUCAGCAGACUAACCUUUCUCCUUAAGCUCAUGAAACCAGAUGCUACACAAACACAGCAGCAGCAGAGGAAUUACGGUUGGGCUCUUGAAACAGAUCACAAAAAAUAAAAACAACUACUUGGUCCUUUCUGUAUGUUCAAUAAUUACAGAAGGAAUUGGGUUGUAACCAGAAUAAAAAGGAACGGUGCUAACUGAAUGAACAGGGAAAAAAGAAAGACAAAAACAAAAAAUCAGCCCAAUAACGCAGUUUGACUUUUAUGCUAAUUCUCACAUUGGGUUGGUUUGUUACUUUUUUUUUGGUUUAUACGAAAAAAGAAUGCAUCUAGACUAAUCCACCACAGUAACAACAACAACAACAACAACAAAAAGAAGCAAACAAAAAUGCAUCUUGCCCUGAGGAAGCUCUUGUUUAUGGAGGAUGUCAGAAGUCUCAAAACUCUUGGCCUUGCUCUCACGUACCACAUGCUCAAUCAGUCCUUUUUUAAAAAUGUCUGAAACUGAAAAAAGAAAAAAAAAAAAAGAAAAAAAAAGAAAAAAAAAAACCUUUUUGAA
Messenger RNA from Columba livia (rock pigeon), 28107 nucleotides. RefSeq names its product zinc finger and BTB domain containing 20 (gene ZBTB20). The coding region runs from base 59 to 2290 and encodes 743 amino acids. The record is from RefSeq and is a predicted model, not a curated record. Gene Ontology annotation, biological process: regulation of transcription by RNA polymerase II. The transcript is spliced from 4 exons. Gene Ontology annotation, molecular function: RNA polymerase II cis-regulatory region sequence-specific DNA binding; protein binding; DNA-binding transcription factor activity, RNA polymerase II-specific. Lineage: Eukaryota; Metazoa; Chordata; Aves; Columbiformes; Columbidae.